Molecule: messenger RNA, 1803 nt
Organism: Aquila chrysaetos chrysaetos
Lineage: Eukaryota; Metazoa; Chordata; Aves; Accipitriformes; Accipitridae
Gene: MTHFS
Product: methenyltetrahydrofolate synthetase
Exons: 3
Coding region: 62-691 (209 amino acids)
Biological process (GO): folic acid-containing compound biosynthetic process; tetrahydrofolate interconversion
Cellular component (GO): mitochondrion
Molecular function (GO): 5-formyltetrahydrofolate cyclo-ligase activity
Source: RefSeq, a predicted model, not a curated record
GCGGCCCCCCCCCGGGGCCCGCGAGGGCGAGGCCGGCGCCGCGGCCCGGCUCACUCGGCGCAUGGAGCCGCCGGGGGAGGGCGGCGACAUGGCGGCGGCGCUGCGGGCCGCUAAGCGGGCGCUGCGAGAGGAGCUGCGGCAGCGGCUGCGGGCGCUGGGCGCGGCGGAGAAGCAGCGCCAGUCCCGCCUGCUGAGUCGCAAGGUGAUUAGCCAUCCCAAGUACCAAGAAUCCAAAAGAAUUGCAAUCUUCCUGAGCAUGCCAGAUGAAAUCCAGACAGAAGAAAUCAUUAAGGACAUUUUUAAGGAAGGCAAAGAGUGUUUCAUCCCACGUUACAAGCCUCACAGCAAUCACAUGGACAUGCUGAAGUUAUCAUCAGCUGAAGACAUUUCUUCACUUACUUUGACAUCCUGGAAUAUUCUUCAGCCUAGUGAUGAUGACAGUGCAAGAGAGGAGGCUCUUGCUGGUGGAGGUCUUGACCUUAUCUUCAUGCCAGGCCUUGGGUUUGACAAAAAAGGCAACAGAUUGGGAAGAGGGAAAGGGUAUUAUGAUACCUAUCUUGAAAGAUGUAUGAAACAUCCCAGGGGAAAGCCUUACACAAUUGCCUUGGCUUUUAGGGAACAGAUUUGUGAAUCAGUGCCUGUGGCAGAAAAUGAUGUCCAAAUAGAUGAAAUCCUUUAUGAAGACUGCUGAAAGUAUCUUGAUACCAACCCACCUUCAAAGUGACCAACCAAAGACAUCAGAUCCAUCAAUCAUGACUUUUUGGUAGUCAUACAUGACUUUGGGAGCAAUAAAAUACACUAUUUGUGUUUGAACAAAAAAACCCAAACAGUGUAAAUGUGGUAAUAGUAGUGAGGAUUGCAUUGAUUUGCUUUUAAUUAGCAAAUAGCUGGUGUGAAUUCUUAUUCUAGAAUCGAUAGAAACAAGAAUGUGUGACUUCAUUAUGGUAAGGACCAUUUCUUCUCAUUGUACUUUUGAGGAACAAGCUACUUGAUUCUUAACAGUUUUACUAAGAGUGAACUGUGUACUAAUGACAGUUCUUGAUCCAUUCUGGAAUUAGAUACUUGUUAUGGUGAAAGUUCUUAGUACUUAAAUAUUAUGUGCAUCCAUGAGCAAAACAAGAAACUACCAGAUAAGUCCUAUAGUAACUGGGCAAAAAAUGGUGAUUGGAAAAAAGCCUUAAUGGAUUUUCGUGUAUACAAUAAUUUUGACUGUUUACUUGGCUCCUUGAAGUUGUCUUAAAAUAAAGGGAGUAUCUGUUAAUAAAAAAAGGUUCAUGUCCAUAGCUUUGGUGUACGGUUCUUUCCUUUAUCUGAAUACAAGAUUGUAAUGUAGUCUAAAAUGCGGUCAGUGAGUUCCCCAUCUGGAGGAAGACAGCUCUUUUUUUGUAAAAUAAUAUUAAAAAUUACUUUAAGUUCUAUAAUCUUGUACAUGGGUCAUUCACAAUGUCAAAAAAUAUUGUGUGAUGCAUGAGUCCUAUGUUAAAGGAUAAAGAGAUGCUAAGAAUUGCAGAGAGCAGGUUUUACGGAUUGAGUAAGUUUUUGGAUGGAAGGUUGUUUGUUCUCCAGUUCUCCAGACCAUCCUGGAAAUCAGGAAGAAGAUAGUGAGUCUACCUCUGAAAAAACUCACUAUCUGGAGAUAGUGAGUUUUCCUCUGCACGCUGUCCUCAUCAUAAUAGGACACAAUAUUUCCAGUCAGGAUCAAUCAAACUGUCAAAAUUCUGUGUUCUUUCUUCAGUGCAACUUCACUUUUUCUGUAAAUGUUUAACUCCUCCUUUAAUCAAUAAAUCAGUGCAUUUAUUUUCA